GCUGAGAUCAGACCAUCGUCAUCAUCAGGGUCAGGCAGAUCUGGAGGAGCUUCACAUCAGCGCUGAGUUACUCUGACCUCUACAGCAGAUCUGGAGGCCUGCUGGUGUGUGUGUGUGUGUGUGUGGUAUGUCAUGGCUCUAUUUCAGGCUUAGUUUGGUGUGUGAUGCACCUGUAGCGAGGGCUGUGGCGCUGAAGAGACUCACCUGAGACUCAGUGUUAGUGUGUGUGUGCGUGUGUGUGAUCUCCUGAGGCUUCGUUAGCUGAGUAACGCACAAACACACAGGAUCCUCAUUACUGUGUGUCAUUACUCACACACAUACUGCCUCAGGAUCUUUAUCACGACACACUUGCAGGAUCUUCAUCAUGGCUGUGGACUUUAAUGGCAGCUGGAAACUGUACGAGCAGGAAAACGCAGAGGAGUUCCUCAGAGCCUUGUCGGCUCCAGAGCACUACAUCCGCAUGCUGCAGGAGGUGCGUCCGGUGACGGUGAUCCGCCAGCAGGGGGAGGAGUUCAGCAUCAGUGUGCAGACAGCGCUGCGCAGCAACACAAACACCUUCCGCAUCGGCACUGAGAGCGAGUUCACCACACUGGACGGACAGAAGAUCAAUGCCACAGCUCGCCUCAUCGAUGGGAAGAUUGUGAUAGAAUCUGAGAAGUUCACUCAUGUGCGGGAGCUGCGGGACGGAGAGAUGCUCGAGACUCUGACUGCUGGACACGUCACCUUCAUCAGGAGGAGCCGCCGCAUCUGAGCUGACCUCAGAUCAGUCCAGGCUGAACACCCUUAAUUACAAUAAUCAGUCGUUUACAGCCAGGUGUUUGAGCGUGAUGUGUCAUGAUGAACUCGAGAAUAUUCCUGAGAUAUUCCUGUCUAUGAUAGAGUUAGAGACUAUAUGACCAUAAUAAAUCACUUCUGCAACAA
This is a messenger RNA of Danio rerio (zebrafish), 921 nucleotides long. The record is from RefSeq and is a predicted model, not a curated record. Lineage: Eukaryota; Metazoa; Chordata; Actinopteri; Cypriniformes; Danionidae.